Molecule: messenger RNA, 1157 nt
Organism: Scomber scombrus (Atlantic mackerel)
Lineage: Eukaryota; Metazoa; Chordata; Actinopteri; Scombriformes; Scombridae
Gene: fgf2
Product: fibroblast growth factor 2
Exons: 3
Coding region: 349-816 (155 amino acids)
Biological process (GO): positive regulation of cell population proliferation; fibroblast growth factor receptor signaling pathway; regulation of cell migration
Cellular component (GO): cytoplasm
Molecular function (GO): growth factor activity; fibroblast growth factor receptor binding
Source: RefSeq, a predicted model, not a curated record
AUCCCCCGACCAGUGUGCUCAAAGUUUGCUGGCAAAGCAGCUGCCAGCUCUACAAACAGCAGACGAGCAGCUACAAAUGUUAGAUUUAGACGUUUGCUGCUAGGUCGAAGCUGAUCUAGGAGAUCCUCUGCUUUAGAUCAUUCUCAAAGGGCACUUGCUGCCCUGAAAGGGGGGUGUUCAAGCAAACUGACCUCUGAGGUUACGUAGAAUCAGUUUGUGUGAAGCUCUGUGGAGGAGGGGAGGAGGGAACAGGCAACAGUUAGUGGGAGGUGGGAGGCCACGGUGGGGCUCCUGCACUGCACAAGAAGGAGACGAAGCAGUCGCCGGGAAGCAGGGAAAGAGGAGGAGAUGGCCACGGGAGAAAUCACAACACUUCCCUCCACACCUGAAGGCAGCGGCGGCGGUAGCUUUCCUCCUGGGAGCUUCAAGGAUCCCAAAAGGCUGUACUGUAAGAAUGGGGGCUUCUUCUUGAGGAUAAGGUCUGACGGGGGAGUGGAUGGAAUCCGGGAGAAGACCGACCCCCACAUAAAGCUUCAACUGCAGGCGACCUCAGUGGGGGAGGUGGUUAUCAAAGGGGUUAGUGCUAACCGCUAUCUGGCGAUGAACAGAGACGGACGACUGUUUGGAGCGAGACGAGCAACAGAUGAAUGCUACUUCUUAGAGCGGCUUGAGAGCAACAACUACAACACCUACCGCUCCAGGAAGUACCCGAACAUGUACGUGGCGAUGAAGAGGACCGGCCAGUACAAGUCUGGAAACAAAACAGGACCGGGUCAGAAGGCCAUUCUCUUUCUUCCAAUGUCUGCCAAGUCCUAAUCUGGGAUCGGCGGAAGAAAUUUUAACGUCUUAGUGGCAACGACAAAGAUGAUGUGACGGCAAUGGAGACAAAGUGUUACAUCAACAUUGCCCAAAAUAGCUGUGAUGCUUUCUGACUGUUUUUAUUCUGACAGUUAUUUAUCCUGAAGUGCUCUUAUUCAGCUUUCCUUUCAAACAGAGGCACACAUUCACACCUUGCUGCUUCCCAGUAAGACCAGGCUUUUACUGCGGACCAGCUAACAGCUACACUCGAGCAAAUAGAGCCAGGUGCCUUGCUCAAGUGCACCCCAACAGUACGGCAGCAUAGCAUUACCUGUUUAUUUUAGCAACACUAAAAUCUU